UCAUUCAAAUCAAAUGUAGAUCAGUUUCACAGUCGACAUGGCCACGCAAGCAACCUCCGUUCCGGCCUCAGCCCCACCACCGAGUCGUGAAGCUUUGAUUGUAGUUUCCAAUCGAUUGCCAUUCGUCCUCAAAAGGAAUGAAAACGGCCAGUGGGAACGUAAAGCUAGCGCCGGUGGACUGGUUACAGCAGUAGCUCCGGUCGUUGCUCGAUGCAAUGGAUUGUGGGUCGGUUGGCCGGGCAUUUUCCUCGAACCAGGCGAAAUCGAACCGGCCAUUCCCGAGUCUAAAGAAGGAAAAUGUACACCAACUGCCGGUCUUUUAUCCAAGCAGAUUCUGCCCGUCUUCAUGGAGAAAGAUCAAUUUGGACAGUUUUACAAUGGCUGCUGCAACGGCACGUUCUGGCCGCUGUUUCACUCCAUGCCAGACCGAGCCAUUUUCUUCGCCGAACACUGGAAGGCUUACGUUGAAGUGAAUCAAUUCUUCGCCGACAAAGCCAUGGCAGCCGUCGACCGUCUGGUCCAACAAGACAAGGACGUCCUUCCACUCGUCUGGGUCCACGACUACCACUUGACGCUGGCAGCCGCUCUCAUCCGCCAACAAGCUGCCGAGAAAGGCGUUCACAUCAAGCUGGGCUUCUUCCUUCACAUUCCGUUUCCGCCGUGGGACAUAUUCCGUCUUCUUCCAUGGGCCAAUCAAGUGCUUGAAGGAUUGCUGGGCUGUGACAUGGUCGGAUUUCACAUCGAGGACUACUGUCUCAACUUCUUGGACUGUUGCCAACGCCAACUCGACUACAGGGUCGACAAGAAGAAUUUCAUUGUCGAACACCAAGGGCGCAAGAUUUCCGUCCGUCCUCUGCCCAUCGGCAUUCCUUUUGACAAAUUCACUAGAAUGGCGGAAGAAGCUCCGAGGGUCGUUCGCGAGUCGAAAGAGAAGAUUAUUUUGGGCGUGGACCGGCUGGAUUACACGAAAGGAUUGGUUCACCGUCUGCGUGCCUACGAGAAUUUGCUGACGAAACAUCCCGAGUACAUUGAGAAAGUUAUUUUCCUGCAGAUUUCGGUGCCGUCGCGCACGGACGUGAAAGAGUAUCAAGACCUCAAGGAAGAAAUGGAUCAGGUUGUCGGCAAGAUUAACGGCCAGUUUUCCACGGCCAAUUGGUCGCCCAUCCGCUACAUUUACGGGUCCAUUUCUCAGGCGGAAUUGGCGGCUUUUUAUCGCGACGCCUCUGUCUGUGUCGUCACGCCGCUCCGCGACGGAAUGAAUUUGGUGGCCAAGGAGUUUGUCGCCUGUCAGAUUGAGGACCCUGGCGUCUUGAUCUUAUCUCCGUUCGCCGGAGCGGGAGAAAUGAUGCACGAGGCUCUAAUCGUCAAUCCCUACGAGGUGGAUCUGGCGGCCGAAAUGAUCCAUCGGGCACUGAGUAUGUCGCUGGACGAACGCCAAGUUCGAAUGACUCAUUUGAGGAAGCGUGAAAAAUUGAACGAUGUCGACGCCUGGACGGCCGCCUUCCUCAAAGCUAUGGACAGUUCGUUGCUGGGAGUAGUUGGCGCAGCUGUCUGUCGCCCGGGAGAAGAAGUCGGCCAGAUGUUGACCACUCCAGAAGAUUUCGAUCGGUUUCUAUCCGACUAUCUGAGCGGCGGUGACAAGUUGGCGAUUCUUCUCGAUUAUGACGGGACGUUGGCGCCCAUUGCACCGCAUCCGGACAUGGCCAUCAUUCCCAACGAAACGAAACGCGUUCUGGAACGGCUGUCAAACUGUCCGGACGUCUACGUGGCCAUCAUUUCUGGCCGUGGCGUGGCCAGUGUCAAAUCGAUGGUCGGAAUUGAGAAUAUAACGUACGCCGGCAAUCACGGACUGGAGAUUGUCCAUCCGGACGGGACGAAAUUCACUCAUCCCAUGCCGUCCGAGUUUGAAGACAAGGUCAGUCAACUGAUGGAGAAGUUGCAGGACGAAGUUUGCAGUUACGGCGCUUGGGUGGAGAAUAAAGGCGUCCUGUUGACUUACCACUACCGGGAAGCGCCUGAAGAUGUCCGGGACGAUUUAGUUGAACGAGCUCGUUUCCUAAUUGAAGCUUACGGUUUCAAUUGCUUUCCGGCUUUGUGUGCGCUGGAGGCCAAGCCGCCCGUCGAAUGGGAUAAAGGCCGCGCUGCCAUUUACAUUCUGCGCACAGCUUUCGGCGUUGACUGGAGUGAGCGCAUCCGCAUCGUAUUUGCCGGCGACGAUGUCGGAGAUGAGGAUGCCAUUGUCGCCUUGAAAGGUAUUGGGGCCACGUUUCGUGUGGGUUCGGAUAUGGAGAUCAUCACGGCUGCCGACCGCCGACUGCCCAACACGGACGUUGUGCUGGCGCUGUUGAAAUGGAUCGAACGUUUUAUGAUGCACCGAAAACCGCCACGUUUUAGCGCUAGCAUGACGAUGGUCGUGCCCAUCCAUCCGGCCGGACCCUUGGUGCCUUCCUACGCCACGCAGCCUCUGGAAGCCCAAGUGGAAGUCGGCCAGUGAUUUGAUAUUUUCUUUCUUUCCUACGACAGGAAGGAAAAAAACAUGUUCUCCCCAUUUUGUAAACUUGAGCGGCGAUUCGCGUUCGAGCCCAUCGUAAACAAAGACCUAAUUGAAAUAAAAAUAGCACGGAACUUCACUUUGA
Molecule: messenger RNA, 2636 nt
Organism: Daphnia pulicaria
Lineage: Eukaryota; Metazoa; Arthropoda; Branchiopoda; Diplostraca; Daphniidae
Product: alpha,alpha-trehalose-phosphate synthase [UDP-forming]-like
Exons: 8
Coding region: 38-2494 (818 amino acids)
Biological process (GO): trehalose biosynthetic process
Cellular component (GO): cytosol; alpha,alpha-trehalose-phosphate synthase complex (UDP-forming)
Molecular function (GO): catalytic activity
Source: RefSeq, a predicted model, not a curated record